AUGAGCUCUUACUUUGUGAAUGCAACAUUUCAUUCCAAAAUAACAGAAGCAGCUGAUAUUAUUGUUGGCAUCUUCUAUAUCAUAUUUGGCAUAUGCUCCUUUUGUGGGAACAGUAUUCUUCUCUAUAUUUCCUACAAGAAAAAGAACAUAUUGAAACCAGCGGAAUACUUCAUGAUCAACCUGGCCAUCAGUGACCUUGGUAUGACUCUGACCUUGUACCCUCUAGCUGUUACAUCCAGCCUUUCACACAGGUGGUUAUUUGGUCAACACAUUUGCUUGUUCUAUGCAUUUUGCGGGGUAUUUUUUGGAAUCUGCAGUCUGUCUACGCUGACAUUACUGAGUACUGUGUGUUGCCUAAAAAUUUGUUUCCCAGCUUAUGGGAAUAGAUUUAGGCGAGAACAUUGUUGGAUCUUGAUCGCCUGCACUUGGGUCUAUGCAGCCAUUUUUGCCUUUUCCCCACUUGUUCACUGGGGUGAAUAUGGAGCCGAACCUUAUGGGACAGCAUGUUGCAUCGACUGGCACUUAUCAAAUAGAAACAAGACAGCCAUGUCUUACACGGUUGUCCUCUUCGUCUUCUGUUUCAUUAUCCCCUGUGGAAUAAUUGUUAUCUCCUAUACUCUUAUUCUGAUGACUGUGAAAGAAUCCAGAAGAGCGGUGGAACAACAUGUCUUGGGACGGUCCAGGAUGAGCAGUGUGCAGGCUAUUACAGCCAAGCUGAGCAUUGCUGUAUGCAUUGGAUUUUUUGCUGCCUGGAGUCCAUAUGCCGUCAUUGCCAUGUGGGCAGCCUUUGGAUCAAUUGAAAGGAUUCCACCAUUAGCUUUUGCGGUACCAGCUGUAUUUGCUAAGUCUUCAACGCUCUAUAACCCCAUUAUGUACCUUGUUCUGAAGCCCAACUUUCGAAGUGCCAUUGCCAAAGAUUUUACAGUUCUCCAAAAAUUGUGCAUCAAAACUUGCUUUUGCUUCAAAUGUGUACAGAACUGCAUGUAUAGGUCAGUUCUUGAGGUCCCCUUGAAAUCAUGUAAAGGAAGAAAUGAGUCCAGCAGUAACUCUGUGCAGACAGUGGAAGGCUGUUCUUAUUUUCCUUGUGAAAAGUGCAAUGAUCCCUUCGAAUGCUUUAAAAACUAUCCAAAGUGCUGUCAGGAGAGAUUAAAUACUAUGGAACACACUCCUCAAGAAAGCAUAUCCCUAGAAAAUAAAGUUCAAUCAAAAUAUGCUUCUGAAAAAUAUGUAACAGUUGUUAUCCGAGGACAAAGAAGCACUGAAACAGAUGCCUUGGAAGUUACAUUAGAAAACAUACCCACAGGUGCUAUAUUUGCCAAUCUUUAGGGUAUGCUUAAUCAAAUGCUCUGGGCAAUAAUUAGAUUGCACCAGACUUAAUGAAUGUAAACAUUUUCUAACCAAUAUCUUAUUUUAUACAGUUAUUUUUAUUUCCUUAUUGUUCAUGGGAUAAUGAAGAA
Elgaria multicarinata webbii is the source of this 1457-nucleotide messenger RNA. Its product is annotated as opsin-5-like. The coding region runs from base 1 to 1326 and encodes 441 amino acids. Gene Ontology annotation, biological process: phototransduction; cellular response to light stimulus; visual perception. Gene Ontology annotation, cellular component: plasma membrane. The record is from RefSeq and is a predicted model, not a curated record. Gene Ontology annotation, molecular function: G protein-coupled photoreceptor activity. Lineage: Eukaryota; Metazoa; Chordata; Lepidosauria; Squamata; Anguidae. The transcript has 5 exons.